Ruditapes philippinarum (Manila clam) is the source of this 2715-nucleotide messenger RNA. RefSeq lists its product as uncharacterized. The record is from RefSeq and is a predicted model, not a curated record. Bases 90 to 1997 code for a protein of 635 amino acids. The transcript has a single exon. NCBI's taxonomy places the organism in Eukaryota, Metazoa, Mollusca, Bivalvia, Venerida, Veneridae.
AUUGUUCAUUUACAGUUAUAACGCAUAUGACAUUAAGUUGACAGGUACACAAAGAAAUGAGUUCCAGAUGAUAUGAAAAUAAGACAGAGAUGGAUAUUAAGCGUGAAAAAGUAACAUCAAAAUCACUAUCAUAUAUAUUGGAUAAAAAUGAUUUGAACAAAUAUGCCUCUGAAUUAUCAGAGAGGAACAUGCACAUGGAAGAGUUCACUGAAACAUUUCUUUGUGGGUCAUACAACAUGGCUAGUGGUGGUUCUGCAGAAGGAACUAAGAAACAAGGGGGAGAUUCAGACGUAAUGGGAAUUUGGAAAGGUGUUGAAGCCCUAGAAGUACACAAAUAUAUACCAAAAUUUGGAAUUGAACUGCUUAUUGAAAGAGAUGGAUGCAGUCCAGGUUAUGUGAAACUGGUUUGCAGGAAAUUUCACAUGUUAGACCUUUCAGCGAAUAUACCAAAUGGCACACUUUGUCGACAAUUUGUGUCAAUGUUACCUGAUUUAGAGACGAAAUUUGGAAAUGAGACAUACAUAUCAAGUACUCAAUUCAAAAAGUGUAUCCAUUGGAAUGAAUACAUAUUCCCAGAUAAGUUUACAGACACGGCUAUAACAAUUAGUGGACCAUCACGUAAAAGUAAAACUUUACUUGGGGAAGUGGACUAUGUUACAGCAAUAGAGUGUGGCAGUUGGCCUAAAUGUGCACAUGAAUGGCUUAACCGUUCAAGAAAAUAUCAAUGGCCAAGUAAAGAGUUUCUACAAUCUUUACCAGAUAAAUGCAAGUGCUAUGUUGUACCUACUGGAGACGACUCUUCACCCAUUGCAGACAUUCAAUGGAAACUAUCAUUCGUCUCGAUUGAACGUGAACUUGUUUGGCAAAUUAAUGAUAUACAGUUGAAAUGCUUUAUUAUUUUGAAGAUUCUGAUGAAAAACAACACAUCUGCGUUACCAAACAAUACACUGAAAACGUAUCACUUAAAAAAUGCAAUGUUUUGGCUGGUAGAAGAAACACCAGCAGAACAAUGGAGCGCACACUUGUUGCAUGCACGAGUUAUUGAAUGUUUGGAGAAGAUAAUUCAGUAUGUUAGAAAUAAAUGUUUACCUCAUUAUAUAUUGCCUGAAAAUAACUUGUUUAGAAACAGAUUUAUGACCAGUGCUGAAACUAAAGAUACAAUAACUUGUUUAGAAAAUAUGCAAGGAAAUGUUUUGAAGAUUGUCAGAGACAUGUUUGCUUCUUCUGAGAAGAUUUUCAAUGACCAAAGGGUUUUCGAUUAUUUCAACAACGAUAUACGAAAUUUCAUAAUUUUCAUAAGUUCACGAUGCAGCUCUAGUCAUAUUAUUAAUUACAAAGAGAAAUUUUGUCAAAAAUUUGCGAAAGAAAGUAAAUUGGUAGUUGAAGGUAUAAAUGUAGCAAUUUCAAAAGCUAUGUAUAUCGAAAGCACAAACAACAAAAGCAAAAAAAGGGGCGUAUCUGAAGAAAUUAAACUGUAUCUUUGUACCACAUUAAAGACGACUGCUCUGAGUUACCUUUAUAGGGCCCUUUUUGAAUUUCAUAGCAGAAAUUAUACAACUGUUAUAACACUCAUUGAAGUUAUUGCUUCAAAGAUGAAGGAAUAUGGUUCACAUUUGCAAGAUGUGAGCUUUACUAAUGCAGAUAAUGCCUACCUUCCAGACUUCUUAAUUUUAGAACAAAAUAUUAAAGGCAACAGGUGUGUUACCAAAACGAAUCAGCUUAUCGUUUCAUUACUACUUAUGUUUCUUUCAAACUAUCAUUUAGGAAAUAUACAAAAAUGCCAUCGUGUCAUAAAAGAGUUGUCGGCUACAAUAAACGGCACCUGUUCAAAAGAAAUAGCUAUUUUAUCAGUCAAUCUGAACUGUUUAGGCUAUUGUUAUCUUUUGCUCGGAAAUGAGGUAUCUGCUUAUGAGACGUUUCGUAGAUCGUUGCUGAUUUUGCCAUCGGUUGUUAAUGCUGCCUUGUAUCACAUUGCAGGUCAGGGUAACGCAUUGUAACACGGCCAGCGAUUGGCUGAAAAAAAGUGCAGGGAAAACCGUAUGAGUCAAUUUAUACAUGAGGUGAUUGGAUGAAAGUGGGGUAUUUUUAAGUAUAAAAACUAAUUUAAAAAGUAACACUACAUUGUUUUCUGAAGAAAAUGAAAUAUUUCAUGAGUCUCUGUGAUAAUUUUGUCUUUGAUAUUUGCAUUUAUAAAAAGUGUAUGUCAGUCCUGUGAUCAGCAGAAAAUUUCAAUGAAAUGGGGGGUAAUCCUCUUUGAAGUCAUUUUGCAAAAAAUUUGGUUGGCUACCCCUAUAUAACAGGAACAUUUUUAUGUGUCAGGCAUUUCAUUCUGCUAGAAAAAUUACCUCUUUAGCAUGAAAACUCAAUUUUAAGGUAGGAUUAGGGACCAUUUCUUAUAAUGUAAGUCUAUGGAAAUAUCAAUGUGAGUGUCUGACCUAAAGAGAGGGAAAUUGGAACUGUCAUAAUUCAUUUGUUGUACUUUGUCUUCUUUGAUAUGCCACGAAAAGCUGAUAUUUUGGAAGAAUGGAUGUAUACAGCCUGUCUAGGUAUAAAAUUUCAUUAUUUCAAUGCAACUGUUGGUGUUUACAGCAGAUAAUGUGUCAAGGGGGUCAAUCUACAAGCAUUGUUUACAUAUGAAGAAGAGUAUUAUUGUUACUUAAAAGUUAAUAAUGGUUUGUGUUUUCUUUAAACAGUGAAUUUGAGUGAUAAUUAAUU